AUGGUGUGUUUUGCAGUACCGAAGGAGUUGAAUAUGAUGAAGCCGACUGUAGAAAAGGUGUUGAAGGAUGUCCAGUUACUUUCAAAGAGGAUGCGAACUCGAGAGGCUUUUGCUGAUGAGUUGCUGAAUUCUGUAGGUACACUGCAGACAAAUCUGGAAUCAAUGAGGGCCUUUCAAGAAGAAUCCCUUGAAUUCGAUGAUAUCGUGAAACGGGCUGAAAAGCAUCCCAGAAGACAGCUCAUCACAUGUUUGGCGGCUGAAAACAAGCAAUUGGAGCAACUCAAAAUGCAAAAUAAAGCCUUGGAAACCUCUCUAGAAGAACACGAGCUAACUCUCGAGAUGAUUAUGUCGAAAUAUCGUGAACAGAUUUCAAAUCUGAUGGGAGCAACUGAGACAGAAAAGCGAGUGAUUGAACGCAAUGGUGGUUUAUCAAAUCAAAUCAGAACGUCAGAAGGUAAAAAGGGUAUAGAUAAGGUGGAUUGCUCUUCUGCAAACGAUGAACGUCUUGCUGUUAUGGCGGCAAUUGCUAAAGAAGUCGCCGAACAAUCAGAAGCCUAUUCCACAGAGUUGGAGACUGAGUUGCAUCGCCUAAACGCUGAGAAUCAAGCGCUGAGAGAACUUCUUGCCAUUCAAAACAACACUACCUUUUCUAGUACUUCAGCUUCCGGUAAUGCACCUACAUCAAUAUCUUCAACCGCUACUAAUAUCGGUCCAAAGGCGUCAAACGGAAACAAUUCACCGAAAUCUGGUACUGCAGAGCCUGGCGAAUGGUCGGCAGUACCAACAGCGUUCAAAUAA
This is a messenger RNA of Rodentolepis nana, 798 nucleotides long. Lineage: Eukaryota; Metazoa; Platyhelminthes; Cestoda; Cyclophyllidea; Hymenolepididae. The record is from the annotation of a GenBank genome assembly.